UGGAACUGCACUCAGUGCGGGACGAGGGGUGAUAUAACUGGGGAGAAAGGUUGAGGCUUCGCGAUCGAGAGCCAUAACACGAAACCACUGGAAAACAGGGCUUACACAGAGGCACAAACCUGUAAAUGCAGCGGCUGUGAAGACCGAUUUGUCGAAGAGAGACUAGGGCUAAAAUGACAGGAAAGGGACUGAAACGCAAGCUCCCCGAAGAGGGUGAUCUCCCGGAGGGCUCUGCGGUCCAGAAGGGCAGCGGCUUGUACCGCGCGCAGCGCCAGUCCGUCCUCAACAUCUCCCUGGACAAGUACAACCGCGGGCAGAGGCUGCUGGAGCCCAGCCUCCGUCGCUCUGUCCUCAUCGCCAACACCCUGCAGCAAAUCCAAGAAGAGAUCAGGCAGGAGGCGAGCGACACUGGCACGGCACAGAUCGGCAGCCCGCCCACCGCUCAGAUCUCUCCCCUCUUCGAAUCCAGCAGCCUCAAAGAGGCCCUGCCCGCGCCUCCGUCCCGGCUUUCAAUGGAGAACCACCCCAUGGGGCUGGGGGACGGCGAUGAUUGGACGCUGCUGUCGUCCGAGGAAGACUUCUCCUUGUCUUCGGCCAUUUCCUCCUUGCUGAAAGAGCUGGACGUGGCGAUUGAUGGGAGUCCCGCCCCCUGUCCUCAGCGCACGCCCCUGGGCUCCAUCGAGAACCUGGAGACGGAGAAGGCGAACAAACAAGAGCCCUGCAAGGCGGAGGGCAAGCAUGGGGGCUGCAGGCCGUCCGAGACGGCGUUCGGAAACUUGGAAAUCAUGAGCUCCAGCUACCUCCGUGACGUUGCGCUCGACGAUCUGUUUUUGGACAUCGACACCUCUGUUUAUGAGCGGGACGCCGGCCCGCUGGGCGGCAGGACUUUGUCGGCCGCGGCCACCGACGAAUUUCUCAAGUAUCUGCCCUCCUGCCACCCCUCGUCUUUUUCCGUGAAUCCCAACGCGAGGGAUUUGAAUGAGCUGGAGCACAUCAUGGAAAUACUGGUGGGGUCCUGAUGACUGCUUGCCAAGCAGACUUUUUAUGUUCUGUGAUUUUAUUGAGGCUUUUUUUUUUUUUUAAAUGAGCAGAUGCUGAGUCAAACCUACUGCAGUAAUUCAAAACUGAAGCACUCUGCUCUCCCGAGAUGAAACCUGGGGUCCAAAAACACUCGUACUACACAAUGAAUGGUCUUCCGUGAAGAUUUUGUUUUUAAUGUAACUCCUGAAACCUCUUAAUAUAACUAAAACCUCAUAUAACGCCAUCCUGUACUACACAAGUUCAAUCUAAUAGUGGAUUUACCCUAAGAUUUCUAGUAGAGAAUUGACUAACAGGUAUGUCAAUCAGUAACCAUCACAGACCUCAAAACUACCUCCUUAUUUUUAUAUAUCUUUUUUUAAAUCUACUUCUCCCCGUUGCAGCGGCUAUACAAAGCAGAACGUUUGCCUGCAGUGUAGUCAAUGGGUGACUUCUUCACUUUGUUUGAGCUUUCAAAUUUCUUCCAAGUUCCGCCAAGCUGUUAGCAAAACUGACGCGAGGGAUCAAGUCUAGUGUUCUGCUCCGACCAAAAACCCGGUCUAAGGUAUUCCCAUAAACAUUUCAAUUGAUCGAAACGGGAUUAGUUAGGCAUUAUUUAUUUUUUUAAAUGCAUCUUGUAAUAAAUCUUUAGUGCUGCAGCCACCACUGAAAGGCAUCUCUUUUAGAAAAUUGUAUUCAGUUUGAAUUUUUUUUUUAAUGUAUGUUAACUCUUACCUUUUUUAAAAAAAAAAAAAAAAAAAGUUUUAAACUUAAUUACAAUAUAAAGAAUGUUGUUCUGGGUAGAGGCUGUAACUUUAAUCAUGACUGCUGUCCCUUUAAGAGCCCGAAUACCGACACACUGUUAAUUCAGUGUUGAGACGUUUUCAGUCGUUUUGUUUUUAUUACGAUUGAGUGUUUAAGUUAUGAGGGUACUGUCCUCUCAAAUACAAGCGCUGUAAUCUUUAAAGAAUCUUAUUUGUUGUAGCACAGUUAAAAAUGUGCUUUUUAGGUUCAGCUGGACGCCUAUUCAAACAGCACGGUAAGUCCUGAAAGGAUGCUUGCUGUUUCUCUAUGCAGGGGUGACUUGUAAAAGAAAUGCUGUUGGAGAGGAGUGGAGCUCCAACCUGUAAUUAACUGACUCCACUAAAACCCCUGAUAGUCGUGUGUUUGUUUGUUUGUUUUUUUUUUAUUUUAUGCACACUGCAAAAUGACAGCUUUACAGAUUGACAAAACUGACUUUAAAAAUCGAUGCAUAGUUUUUACUUCACUUGAGCUGUCAUUGCACAAGUUCGUUUUUUAAAUGUAUUUUUAAAUACUGGGUUUUCUUCAAGAAAUCGGAUGUACGCGGGAGAAACAUUUUAUCACAGGGAUGUUUUUGUAUUUUAUGAAGAUUUGUCUGUCGGUUUAAUUUGAUUUGUAUAUUUAUAUAUAUAUAAAAAAAGUAUUAUUUUGUAAAGCUGAAAUUGCUUCAAACAAACCUAACUUAUUUUCUGACAAAAAUACACGUCGAGGUCGUGGUGUGCAGGAUUAUAUGAAUUUAAUGGGUAAGAAGGUAGAACUGUAAGCAAACUAUGCAAAUACUGUAAGGUAUGUGUGAGUAAAUAUAUAGAAUUCAAUUCCACGAUGUAUUUACAGCUUUGUAAAUAAAAGUAGAAAAUUGAUAAGAACUGGUGCUUCUUUAUUGUACUGCGAAACGGCAGGUUCAUUGUAAUGUGUUUUUGAUAUAAAAGUUUAUUAAAACAAGUGAGGGGUUUA
Messenger RNA from Polyodon spathula (Mississippi paddlefish), 2772 nucleotides. Its product is annotated as SERTA domain-containing protein 2-like. The transcript has 2 exons. The coding region runs from base 174 to 1019 and encodes 281 amino acids. Gene Ontology annotation, molecular function: transcription regulator activity. Gene Ontology annotation, cellular component: nucleus. The record is from RefSeq and is a predicted model, not a curated record. NCBI's taxonomy places the organism in Eukaryota, Metazoa, Chordata, Actinopteri, Acipenseriformes, Polyodontidae.